AUGCCAUUAAUGGGUCAACUUUCUAGCUCCUUUGCACCAGUUUUGGGGGUUGCUUUGAAUCUCGUAAGUGCAGUCGUCCGAUCGUAUCGUUGUUCGACUUACCGUCGAAAGUUAUCAUAUUGGGUCUUCAAGCGUUAUGAACCCAAUUCCGUUGGAACCGUGACAGCGCUCCUUCUGGGCGUACCCGUGCUGGUCUCCAACAUAGUGGCUCAGCAUCCAAUAUUCUCCAGGUGUAACUAUACCCACACCAUCCUCAUCCUCAUAGUGACACAUAACAUCCUCCUGGCGUGCUUUACUGCCGCUUACCGCCUAUCUCCUUUCCACCCUCUCGCCGCCUUCCCUGGACCUGCGUGCGCUAAGCUGACGAAAUUUACGGUCGCGUGGGUGACUUCGAAGGGAAAGCAAUAUCAAUUCUACCGCGCUCUUCAUGAUAAAUAUGGCGACGUCGUACGGAUAGGGCCGAACGAGUUGUCAAUUCGGCAUGUUGACGCUGUCGCACCAAUUCUUGGUCAUGAUGGCUUGCCUAAGGGACCUUUUUGGGACUACCGCGCGGACGCAGGCUCGCACCCUCCCUUGGUUGCCGUACGAGAACCCAGAGAACACUCGAAACGACGUAAACCUUGGAACCGAGCAUUCAGUCGAAUCGCACUCCAAGGGUACGAAAAGCCUCUGUUAGGCAAUAUUGAACGCUUGACGGAAGCCCUCGAUGCUCGCACCAAUCAGAUCGUGGAUAUGACGAUGUGGAUGGGAUAUUUUGCUUUGGAUUUCAUGGGGGACAUAGUGUUCGGUCAGCCAUAUCGAAUUUUGGAGAGUGGGAUGGACGCCCAGGGGGUCCGUGGAAUACUUGAAGAUGGCGUAAGAUCGUCUGCGAUUACCGGUCAGAUACCAUGGGCAAUUCCCAUACUACGAUGGCUUAGAAUCACUGCAUAUGACCGUAUGAAGCAAUAUGCACGAUCAAGCGCCUUAAGACGCCUAGAAGACACGGAACGGGCAAAGGAUAUUUUCCACUAUCUCAACGACGAACAGGGCGUUCAGUCUGUUCAGCGUCCACUCGCCCUUGUGGCAUCCGAUGCGGGCCUGGCGAUGAUAGCAGGAUCCGACACAACCACAGCCACCCUGUCUGCAAUGUGGUAUUGUCUUUUGUCCAACGAUGUUGCCUACAAACGAUUGCAGCAGGAGAUAGAUGUCGCCUUUCCCACCGAUGAACUUCCUACCAACCUUGGGACCAUGGCUUCCAUGCAGUACCUCAACGCGUGCAUCAACGAAACUUUACGAUUAUUCCCUGCUCUCUUAGGCGGCGCUCAACGGUCCGUUCUGCCUGGUACAGGUGGAAAGAUGAUCCGUUCCUUCUUUGUUCCCGAAGGAACUCAAGUCUUGGUUCCUGCGUAUUCAUUGCACCGAGACCCUCGUUGCUUUUCUCCGCUUCCAGAUGCCUUCUGGCCUGAUCGCUGGCUGCCUGAGGGAGACAGAGCGUACCCUCCGAGCAUCUCCCAAAACGACCCCUUCGUCCUCAACGCUGCCGCUCUUAUAACAUUCUCUCAUGGGCCAGCUUCGUGUGUGGGUAAAUCUUUGGCGCUGAUGGUUCUUAGAGCGGUCGUCUGCUCCCUCGUUCACACAUUCGACGUGAUGCCAUCUGGGGAUAUAGGGAGCUGGGAAGAACAUAUAGAGGAUUAUUUUACGGCGAAGUGUGGUCCAUUGAUGGCUGUGCUGUCCAGAAGGAAGGAAGUCCAAGGAACUUGA
This is a messenger RNA of Pleurotus ostreatus (oyster mushroom), 1740 nucleotides long. RefSeq lists its product as uncharacterized. The record is from RefSeq and is a predicted model, not a curated record. NCBI's taxonomy places the organism in Eukaryota, Fungi, Basidiomycota, Agaricomycetes, Agaricales, Pleurotaceae. Gene Ontology annotation, molecular function: oxidoreductase activity, acting on paired donors, with incorporation or reduction of molecular oxygen; monooxygenase activity; heme binding. The transcript has 9 exons. Bases 1 to 1740 code for a protein of 579 amino acids.